ACACUAUAUAUAAGGCCCUCGGUUUUCCGCGAUUCCGCAAAAUUUCUCGGAAUCCAGAAUUCAUUGCGGAAUACGUUGUUUGGCACACAAUUUCAGAGAAUCUCUUAUGUUAUCUCUUAUUUCUUGUUUCUCAUCUUCUAUUUAUCUAUCUAUUUCUUAUUUCUUAUCUUCUUAUCUUAUUCUUAUCUCUUAUGUGGCUCAAAAUUUUGCGGCGUUUUGCGCGGAAUUUUGCAGAAGCCAGAUUCGGUCGAAAGACGUGAUUGGUGCGAUGUGGACCGUUACUACGACGUACAGCGUCUCUGGAGAAGUGUUGCACGCUCACGCAAAAGAACGUCAGAUAAACGCGCAUGCUCUGCACUCUCCUAACUGCCUCAAGGUACAUGUGACCCUUCGACAUACCGUAUUUACUCGCAUAAUUUGUGCACCUCUAGUUCAGCACUAAAAGUGACAAGAAAACAAAAAAUCGCGUAACAUGCGCACCCGAGUUUUCGCGUGCGGAUAUUUGGCACGUGCGUCUCGGCAACCGUGGCAAUUGCCUUUCGCAACGCCGUCAGUGCUACUGAUGUUAUUGCGGUGCUUUUAUUUGAUUUGCGCGCACUUUCAGGUGAUGGUUCACUGACGUGAUGGACGAUACUGUUACUCGAGCUACAAAACGCGGAAUGAAAUGCUAGACAAACCUUACAGCACAACAUGACAAAGGUGGUGAACAUAGCGUGCUUUCGGUUGUCAAGUGCGAUUAGCUACGGCUCGGCGAAUUUCACCGGUAUAUGAGCAGUAGCGGGCCAGCAUUUUGCCUCUCGAUCGUCAGCAGUUGUGCGGUACUUGGGAACUUCUUUUGCGCUUGCGCAAUGCACUGAUAAUGUCAGUAUCGGCUCUACUGAGAGCAUAUGUGACCGGCAUACUACAAUUUUGGAAUUUUGCGUCGUUUAAAUAUCGUAACGAAUGUUCCUGCGCAAUUUGCGCACCCCCAACUUUUCCGACUUUUUUUUUUUUGUUUUAGAAAAACUGCGCAAAUUAUGCUAGUAAAUAUGGUACAUAGUUGGGUUUUGGAACGGAAUGAGGGUGCUUGCUCAGAAUUUAGCAUCUAUUGCGUUCAAGUAUUUGUCAGUUCCUAUAAACUCUGAAAGAUUUUCAGCAGGUAUAAAAUGACUGUAGGCUACAGACGGUACUCGCUGUUAGAGGAGAACACAAAAUCUCACGUAAUGCUGAGCCCCAACAGUGCUUCGAAUCUCCGUUGGCUCCUUGCCGCGGAAAAUCACGGAAUAUACAAGUUGGCGCCGUGGAAUCUUGAAUUUGACGCAGCAGAAAACCGGGGUGUUAGGCACAGGAUGUGCGGCCAUCGUGUGUGUUGGGUACCUGGAAUAGACCAUGCGGGAAUUGCAACACAGGCACUUCUUGAAAGAGUGCAGCUUUCACCUGGUAGCAACUUCCGGGAUGCAAGAUCCAGGGACGAUCGAAUGAAGAUGGCUCACGAGUGGCGCAAACAGAAGCAAAACAAUAUUGAGAAGCAGUUAAAACGGCUCGGUGGUUCAUUAGACUUCAGUAGGACAAGGUUCACAAUGGACGAGAAGAUGACUGCAGCAGUAAAAGAAGCUUUUGUACGCUUGUUUGACAAGGGGUUCAUCUACAGAGAUAAGAAGAUUGUAAACUGGUCCUACAGCUUGAGGACUACUAUAUCAGAUAUGGAGGUUAAACACGUGGACAUUCCUCCUGGUGGAGACAUAGCAGUUCCUGAUUGCACACACAAAAUUGAAGUUGGAUACCUGGAACGCAUUCUCUAUCCUGUUGACAACACAGAGGUGGAGGUGUGCACAACUCGGCUGGAAAGCAUAUUGGCUGAUACAGCAUUGGCAGUGCAUCCUCAAGAUAGUCGUUACACAUGUCUUGUUGGGCGGGUGGCUGUGCAUCCUAUAACAGGGAGACGGCUUCCCAUUAUAGCUGACUCUGCUGUCGACAGAGACUUUGGCACAGGAGUGCUGAAGCUGACCCCAGGGCACUGCAAGUUAGACAACGUGUUAGCUCAAAAACACAACAUACCUGUUGUGGAGUGUUUCGACGAGAAUGGACGUGUAAUGCAAAACUUUUCUGACUUUGCGAAGUCAACUAGAUGGGAAGCACGGGAGAUGUUGCGUUCUCGGUUGUCAGAUCUUGGGUUUUAUCGUGGUCGCCAAGCACACGGCCUGACUUUGCCAGUAUGUUCCCGCUCUGGAGAUAUACUGGAUUCGAGGUUACACCCACAGUUUUUCCUACGCUGCUCGCAUAUGGCUCAGAGGGCACUUGAGGCAGCAACAUCAGGAAGUCUAGAGUUUGUGCCAGAGUACUUCAAAAAAGUUUGGGUUGAAUGGUUGUCCCGACCGGAAGAUUGGUGUAUUUCUCGGCAACUAUGGUGGGGACACCAGAUCCCAGCAUACAGGGUGCUGAAUUCUUUGGAAGAAAUGUGGGUGAGUGGUCGGGACAUAGACGAAGCCACAGCAAGAGCUGCCCAGCAGUUGGGCAUUGCAGAAAAAGAGGUGUGCUUAGAACAGGAUAAGGAUGUCCUGGACACGUGGUUUUCCUCAGCAUUGUUUCCCUUUUCCGUAUUUGGCUGGCCAGAACAGACAGAGUCUCUCAGGGCCUACUACCCACUGUCACUCAUGGAAACUGGACAUGACAUUCUUUUUUUCUGGGUUGCUCAUAUGGUCAUGCUAGGACACGAGCUUACAGGACAGCUGCCAUUUCGGAAGAUUUUGCUACAUGGUCUUAUUCGAGACUCACAAGGUCGCAAGAUGUCAAAGUCUCUUGGUAAUGUGAUCGAUCCACUUCACGUCAUUGAAGGUGCUCCUCUCAAGGAGCUACACGAAAUCUGUGAAAAGAUGGAAGAGCAGGGAUACCUCACAAAGGAUGAGUUGUACAGCGCCAUACAGUGCCAGAGGAAAAUGUUUCCUCAAGGAAUCCCCCAGUGUGGGGCAGACAGCUUACGCAUGGCAUUGCUCUCCAGAGGAGUCAAAGCCGAGAAUAUUGCAUUCAGCAUCAACGAUGCAGUUCGUCAUCUUCGCUUCUGCAACAAAGUGUGGCAAGCAGUGCGUUUUUUCCUUUCGGCAGCAGAGAAAUUUUCAGAAGCUUCAGAAGGAACGCUAAUAUUCGAUAUUGGAAAUAUAUCUCAGGUGAACCUGAGCACCAUUGACCGUUGGAUUCUGAGCUGCCUCGCGUACACGGUCGGGUCCUGUAACGAGCACCUAGAACAUGGGGAUCUCCACCAGUAUGUUUCUUCUGCUCAACAAUUCUUCGUGCAGAAGUUCUGUGACGUGUACUUGGAGUCUGUGAAGCCAACAGUGUGGAGCAGCGAUAGGAAGCAUUUAAUUCCCACGUGCAACGUGAUGGCAAUUGUAGUGCAAACAGCCAUACGGCUUCUGGCACCUGUCACGCCACACUUGGCGGAAGAGCUGCAUCAGCGUCUGGCCGUGCGGUUCCGUGUUUUGCAUCCGCAGAGUAUUUGCGUAACUCCCUACCCCGAACCACAGCAGUGGCAACAGUGGAAGAAUGCAGAGUUGGUGCACGACGUGGCAAGAGUUCUCGAGGUUGUAUCGUCCCUUCGGAGUGUAAAAAAAUCGUGUGGAGUAAACAGACCCACUGCAUAUGUGGUGGUCAAAGAAGAUGGAGACAAAGCAAAAUUGGAAGAACUGUCACCCACAGUGCAGCACCUAUCUUGGAUGGGAGACUUGCAGGUGGUUGCAUACCCUGAUUGGAAUGGUCCACCAGCAGAGGGAACCUGGUCCCCAGCUACAGUGAAUUCUUCAAUUGACAUUUAUGUUGAAACAGACAUUGCCAAGCUGCGAGAAGUCACAUCAGAGCGCAUACGAAGGCUUGCAGCGAAGCUACACAAACUAGAAGCUAAGGUAUCUAAUCAGCAGUACAUCAAACGGAUGUCAAAAGUAGAAAAGGAAAAGCAUGAGCAGGAGAUGUCCGAGCUGAGACUCGAACUCGAGAAGCUACAGGGUCAGAAACUUGAAAUGCAAGGUGGACAUAAUUUAAUUUGCACGUUGUACAGCCCUUUACAGUAACAUGUAUGUAGAAUAGGUUAUUUCAAUUGGUGUAGUAAAAAUCAUAUGCUCAAGGUUA
Messenger RNA from Ornithodoros turicata, 4098 nucleotides. RefSeq names its product valine--tRNA ligase, mitochondrial-like. Gene Ontology annotation, cellular component: cytosol. Gene Ontology annotation, molecular function: aminoacyl-tRNA deacylase activity; ATP binding; valine-tRNA ligase activity. Gene Ontology annotation, biological process: valyl-tRNA aminoacylation. The transcript has 23 exons. The coding region runs from base 1146 to 4040 and encodes 964 amino acids. The record is from RefSeq and is a predicted model, not a curated record. NCBI's taxonomy places the organism in Eukaryota, Metazoa, Arthropoda, Arachnida, Ixodida, Argasidae.